AUGGAAGCAGAGUACGCGUCUUGUCCAGCUAAAUCGUGCGAGACGAAGCACAGGGAGUGGUUCAAGAUAUCGAAGCGUGAGGCAAAAGAAGUUGUCGAAAUAUGGAAAAAGUUUAGUGAGCUGAUGCCAUACACCGAGACUCGUCAACUGAACGACAUCUGGCAGGGCAUUACGACGGCUCAGCUAGCUAAGCCUUGGUCAUCAGAUGCCAAGGUGUGGUUGAAGGAAGAACUGCUUACAAUAGUGUCAAAGGAGAAAAGGCUGGCAAAGCUACAGGAUAACUUGGACAAGAAGAAGCAGGAACGAGAGGGCAUUAAGCAAAAGUUGCUACAAGCCGAAGAAGACGAAGAGCGUCUUCGAAAACAGUUGGAAGGAUUGGCGAUUGGUAACAGGUAA
Fusarium graminearum PH-1 is the source of this 396-nucleotide messenger RNA. RefSeq lists its product as uncharacterized. Lineage: Eukaryota; Fungi; Ascomycota; Sordariomycetes; Hypocreales; Nectriaceae. The record is from RefSeq and is a predicted model, not a curated record. Bases 1 to 396 code for a protein of 131 amino acids. The transcript has a single exon.